Molecule: messenger RNA, 778 nt
Organism: Magallana angulata
Lineage: Eukaryota; Metazoa; Mollusca; Bivalvia; Ostreida; Ostreidae
Product: ERI1 exoribonuclease 3-like
Exons: 7
Coding region: 32-724 (230 amino acids)
Biological process (GO): exonucleolytic trimming to generate mature 3'-end of 5.8S rRNA from tricistronic rRNA transcript (SSU-rRNA, 5.8S rRNA, LSU-rRNA)
Molecular function (GO): 3'-5'-RNA exonuclease activity; nucleic acid binding
Source: RefSeq, a predicted model, not a curated record
UUCAUUUGAGAGAAUUUCGUGGUAAGAUAAAAUGAAAGUACAAUUUCAGAUUGCACAUCAGUGUUGUAAGAUACACACCAGAAAGGUGUUGGGUCUAUAUAAUAGAGAGAUGGCGAACAAAAAACAACUGUUUAAGUAUUUGCUGGUUUUGGAUUUUGAGGCUACUUGUGAUAACAAACACCAGCCUGUCCCACAGGAAAUCAUUGAGUUUCCAGUCAUCAAAAUAAACACAACUACUCUUGAAUCAGAGGCCAUUUUCCAUACAUAUGUUGAACCAGAUGUCAACCCCAAACUUUCUCCAUUCUGUACAGAGCUGACAGGAAUCAGGCAGUCUCAGAUUGAUGGUCAGCCUCAUCUCACCGAGGUUCUAGACAAGAUGUUCCCUGCAUGGAUGGAGCAACAUGGACUACUGGAUCCAGAGAACAGUAGUUUAUUUGUCACCUGUGGGGACUGGGACCUCAAGACAAUGUUACCAUCACAGUGUUCAUACCUAAAGAAACAACCGGCAGAUUAUUUCCAUAAAUGGUGCAACAUUAAAAAGGCUUUCUGUGAUGUCACCUCAAAAUAUCCUAGGGGUAUGAUGGAAAUGUUGACUGUGCUAGGAAUUCCCCACACAGGACGGCAUCACAGCGGAAUAGAUGAUUGUACAAACAUAGGGAACAUUGCAAAGGAGCUGAUAAGGAGAGGCCAUGUUUUCAAGCAGACAUACUACCGGCAUCCUUAACCUCUGACAGAGAACAAGAAAUUAACCUCUGAAGGAAUGGCUGAACGUGCUGGG